CAGCCAGGCAACAUUACACAUAAACGCCAUCAAUAAUCAAUCAUUGUUUAUUUGUUUAAUUGUUUUGUACUGGGUAUUCUAAAAAUAUAUUUUCGUAUAACACCAGUUACACUACGUAGUACGUACGUCGUUUCCCAAUUCUUAAAAACAAAAUGGACUUCAACGAUAAAGUUGUAUUAAUUACUGGCGCAAGUUCCGGAAUUGGAGCGGCUACAGCAAUACACUUUUCAAAAUUAUCCGCGAAAUUAGUUUUAACUGGAAGAAAAGAAAACAAUUUAAAAAAGAUAGCUUUAUAUUGCGAGAAAACUAAAGGUAUGAAACCUUUGACUGUUGUAGCGGAUUUAACAGAAGACAAUGAUGUCGAAAACCUGGUGAAACAAACUAUUGAUGAACAUGGAAAAAUUGAUGUUUUAGUUAACAACGCCGGCGUAAUGGCUAUGGGAGGAAUAAAAGAUGCCAAUGUAGAAGCUUACGACAAAGCGAUGUCGACAAAUAUGCGUGCAGUUUAUCAUUUAACGAAUUUGUGUGUACCUCAUCUGAUCCAAAGUAAGGGAUGCAUUGUUAAUGUGUCCAGCGUUUUGGGUUCUAAGGCUAACACCAAUUGUUUGCCUUAUAAUAUUUCGAAGGCGGCUCUUGACCACUUCACCAGAUGUAUUGCUUUAGAAUUGGCACCUGAUGGAGUUCGUGUGAACUCAGUAAAUCCUGGAUUUGUGAAGACUAAUAUUUUAAAGGAUGUAGGGCUUACAGAGGAUCAAGUCGAGUUAUUGGUUAAAAAUAUUGUUGGAAGGACACCUUUGAAGAGAAUAGUAGAAGUAUGUGAAGUGGCAGCUCUUAUUGCUUUCCUAGCGAGUGAUCAAUCGAAGAGUAUAACGGGAUCUUGCAUGUCAAUUGAUGGGGGAAGCAGACUACAGUAAACUAUUUGUUGUUUAUCACGAAGGUGCCGAUCCUUGUGAUGAUCCUGCAAAAUCUGAAUGGAAGCUGGUUUGUUACACUUUCAAGCGAAAACUACUUAACCAAUCAUCAUGAAACUUUGUACACCAAUUCUUGGAGGUAUUAGAAAGAACUUACUUUGAUACUUUUAAUUUAAAAAAAAUUCAAUGCAAGCUAAGCCAAUGGUAAAAGCUAUUACUUUAUAAUUAGAUGCAUUUAAACAGAAAUCAUCUAGAACAGAGGUGAGCAACCCGUGGCCUGCAGGCUGCAUGUGGCCCAAAUAGAGAUUUUGUGCGGCCCACCAAAGGUUUUCAAAUUUUUAAAACUGUCAAUUUUAUUAUAAUAGGCACACCAAAAUUCAAUACUUGUACCAUCAGGUCUUAUUGUUUUCCAUCAUUCUGUGCUUUCGGCCCGAAUAUUAAUUUUUCAAAAUUUUGCGGCCCUCUAGUAAAAAAGGUUGCUCACCCCUGAUCUAGAAUAUUAUAAAUAAGUUAUA
Messenger RNA from Melitaea cinxia (Glanville fritillary), 1426 nucleotides. Its product is annotated as 3-oxoacyl-[acyl-carrier-protein] reductase FabG-like. Gene Ontology annotation, molecular function: oxidoreductase activity. Lineage: Eukaryota; Metazoa; Arthropoda; Insecta; Lepidoptera; Nymphalidae. The transcript has a single exon. The record is from RefSeq and is a predicted model, not a curated record. Bases 153 to 914 code for a protein of 253 amino acids.